AUGUCGUUCUUCUACGUGAAGAACGCCAACCCAUCCUUCGACCGUAUCAACCUGCCGGAGUUUAAUCCGGCUCCUCCGACCACCCGGCUCAACUGGGGUCACAACGCCAAGUCGGCGGAUCCGGACGCGGAGGUCAACCUUCUCUGGGACUUCUUGGGGGAGUGCGUCACUGCGGGCCGGCUGAGCGCCGAGGACCUCCUCUGCACCUACGUGGAGCGCCGGGUGAUCCCGCUCCAGGGCCGUGUCCACAAGAUCGGGCUUAUGUCCGGCCGGCUGGAUCCGACCCGGACGUCGAGGAUAGCGCUUACCAAGGCCCAAGUCGCUCACCGGGUGAACAACAUCACCAAGGCCAACAUGCCGGAAGACUGGGCGUGGGGGCUGCCGCCUUACGACCGGGCCGCGCCGCCUGAGCGGGGCCGCCAUAAAAUUUACUCGUGGCGGCAGCUCGGGCCGGCUGCGCGUGUUGCGCCGCCGUUCCGCCGGCAGAGGGAGCCGACGCCGCUGCCUUCGACACGUGCGCGCACGCCGCCCGUUGUCGUUGUGCCGCCCGCGGCUACGCCGCCUCCCGCGGGGGCGUCUUCUUCGGCUGCGCCUCCUUCAGCGUCGGGCCAGGGCGCUCAGGGCGAGUCGGCCCGGAGGCCCACUCUUGGCGACCUGUUUCCACACCGCGCAUCGCUGCUGGGGCCGAUCGCUGGAGCCGGCCGAGGUGUGCCACCGGCGGCAGGAGCCGGGGCCGGCGGAGCUGCGCCGCCCGAAGAGCCGGAGGUGGUUCCCACCGAGCCGGCCGCGCCGCCUCCGGCUUCGGAGCCGACGAGGGCGGAGCCUGCUGGGAAGGGGCCGCAGCGGGAGGAGCCGGCGCGCGCUAGGGACGCCGACUCCCGGGCGUUGGUGAGGUCAAAGGGCCCGGCGGUGUCGCCCACUGGCCUUCACGUGGCCAAGGGUGCCCGGUUGGUGAGCGUGCCGUCCGCCUCGGACUCCAGCUUCGGCUCGGCUGGCACCAUGGAGAAGGCCUGGAACCAGGCGGACUCCUGCGAGAUAAUCAGCCGGGAGGGGCAGCCCGGCACGGCGCCCCUGAAGAUGCUUUACUCCGGCUACCGCGCCAGCCUCAAGAACAAAGCCGCCGAGGCCAUGGCCCAGCUGGCGACGCUGGAGGAAGCUGACAAGAUGGUCGACGAGCGACGCACCGUCUUGUACAACAAGGUGGUGACCAGCUACCAUAAGGCCAAGAUUGAGCGGGCCACCUUGGCCCGCGAGCUGGAAGCCGUCCCGCAGCUGGAGAGGGACCUCCGGGUUGCUCGCGCUCAGUGCGCCGAGAGCGAGGAGGCCGGCCGCGCUGCGGCCGCCAAGCUCAAGGUGGCCGAUGGGGAGUUGACGCGGCUGCGCCAGCUGGAGAAGAACCACCUCGCCGAGCUCGCCUCCCUUAGGACGGCAGAGAAGGAGAAGGUGGAUGAUCUGAGCCGGCGGCUGGACGAAGUGGAGAGGCAACGUCUUGCGCUUCAGAAGGAGGUCACCGCCAAGUCCACGGAGCUGAUGGCUACUGCCAAGCACUGGACGGACCUUAUUGGCGCGAUCGAUCGCGGUUUUUCGGCGGCCUUCCCGGAAACGCAAGAUGUGGCUUUGGCAGCUGUUGGCGAUGCGCGCGAGGCCAGGGGGCGGGCGACUGGCGAGGGCAGCUCGGAGAGCUUCACCAUGGAGGACCACAUGUCCGCCAUCGCCGACUUCGUCGACAAACGCCUCUUCAUCGCGGAUCCGAACCCUCACUCUGAUGAGGAGGAAGAGCUUGAAGACGAAGGGGUCGAGAUGGAUUCUCCGCCACCUGCUGUUGAUCCGGCUGGUCCUGCUCCAGCCGGUGCCUAA
Molecule: messenger RNA, 1857 nt
Organism: Lolium perenne
Lineage: Eukaryota; Viridiplantae; Streptophyta; Magnoliopsida; Poales; Poaceae
Source: RefSeq, a predicted model, not a curated record